AUGGCUCCAGUACGACAGCGCGGCCCAGGCCAUGACCGACAUUGUGCGGAAACCCGGCCGUCUCUCACUCCCUAUGCCACCAUCAUUGGAGCGAGGCGCGGAUUGUGCGCUGCGAGUCUCAAAGCUAUCGUUCUUGUCGUUAGACGCUGA
Messenger RNA from Fusarium pseudograminearum CS3096, 150 nucleotides. RefSeq lists its product as uncharacterized. Bases 1 to 150 code for a protein of 49 amino acids. NCBI's taxonomy places the organism in Eukaryota, Fungi, Ascomycota, Sordariomycetes, Hypocreales, Nectriaceae. The record is from RefSeq and is a predicted model, not a curated record. The transcript has 3 exons.